Mercenaria mercenaria is the source of this 731-nucleotide messenger RNA. RefSeq names its product histone-lysine N-methyltransferase set-1-like. Bases 99 to 359 code for a protein of 86 amino acids. Lineage: Eukaryota; Metazoa; Mollusca; Bivalvia; Venerida; Veneridae. The record is from RefSeq and is a predicted model, not a curated record. The transcript has 5 exons.
GCACAUACUGUAAUCAAUAUUAACCGAGGUGUAACAAUUGAAGUGGCCCUAAAUUCUACAUCCGUUUCUGGUACAACUUAUCCCGACUCAACGAGAUUAUGAGACCUAAAAGACAAAAGCCUAUUGAAAUGGCAGCCAGUUUCAUUGAGGCAGGAAAGGAUCCUCCUGACUACGUAAUGGAGGUUAUUCCUCCAAAAGGACGAGGUGUCAAAACCAAAGUAAAUAAACAACAACACGACUUCAUCCUUAAUUAUUAUGGUGACCUUAUCACUGGAGAAGAGGGCGAGAAGAGAGAAAAGGACUGUGAGUCAACGUUUAGGUACUUUUUCAAGUACCAGGGCAAGGAUUGGUGUCCUUGAAAACAAAAGAAAAAGAUGGGAGAAUGUAGACUUGAAAAGAAAAUCAGAAUCAGACAAAUCUGGGAAGCAGUCUGUUGAUGAUGAGAACCAGUCCACAACUAAUGAAGACCAGUCUGGUGUAGAUGAAAAAGGAGAUAAUCAGAAUGAAGAAGUGGAUUCUAGCUGGAACAACUGAUACGUAUUAGACCUUCCUGAUUCUAGUAGUAACUCACCUGAUGAUGAUGAAGAUAACAAAUCAGAUAUUGACCUCCCUGAUGAUAUAGAUAUUGAACUUGGAGAAGGUGAACUAGAAAGUGACAGAGAAGGCACUGAGAGAACUGAAGCUAAAUUUGAUAGGGAGUUUGAAUCUCAUGAUAAUGAAGAAGGUAUUGA